GAGCGCGGCUCGUCCAAUCACAGGGCGGUACGCAGAGCCCGCACGGAGCGCGGCCGGCGGCGGAACCGGGCCGGGACCGACCGGGCGCUGCCAUGGCCGCGGGCUGGCAGGACGUGCUGCGGGACGCGGCGGCCGUGCGGGAGGCGGCGGCGGUGGCGGUGGACGCGGCGCUGCUGGCGGGGGUGCUGAUGCGGACCGGGGAGCAGCCGCACGCCUCGGAUGUGGUGAACUACGCGCCCUUCACGCUGCUCCCCUCCGCAGUGCCACGGGCCUUGUUUGAGCAAGCCUAUGCUGUCCAGCAGGAUUUUAACCUGCUGGUGGAUGCCAUCAGUCAAAACAAAGAAUUCCUGCAGCAAACUCUGGCCAGCACCAUCAAGGUAGAUGACUUCACAGCUCGACUCUUCAGAAUCUACAUGCAGGUUUUGGAGGAAGGCUUGGCUCAGACUGUGUUUUUGGGCAUCAACCGCUCGGAUUACAUGUUUGACUGUGGGCUGGAUGGCAGAGCAGCUCUGAGGCAGAUAGAAAUAAACACCAUUGCUGCCAGCUUCGGGGGGCUCACCUCCCGCACCGCCGACGUGCACAGGUUGGUGUUGAAAGUGCUGGGAAAGACUGAGGAGGCAUCACAGCUGCUGCCCAACAAUCCAGCAAAGGGGCUGGCCUUGGGAAUUGCCAAAGCCUGGCAGCUCUACGGGUCCCAGAGGGCUGUGGUGAUGUUUCUGGUGGAGGAAGUCCAGAGGAAUAUUUUUGAUCAGCGUUGUGUAGAAAAUGAGCUUUGGAACAGGAAUAUCCGUGUGGUCAGGAAGCGCUUCCGGGAUGUGUUUGAGCAGGGCUCUCUGGAUGCCAGCAGGAGGCUGUACAUGGAUGGCCAGGAGGUCGCAGUGGUGUAUUACAGAGAGGGCUACGUGCCCCAGGUCUACGACCAGCAGAACUGGGAGGCGCGGCUGCUGCUGGAGAGGUCGCGGGCAGUGAAGUGCCCUGACAUUGCCACGCAGCUGGCAGGCACCAAGAAGGUGCAGCAGGAGCUCAGCAGGCCAGGCAUGCUGGAGAAGCUGCUGCCAGGCCACCCCGAGGCCAUCGCUCGGAUCAGAGCCACCUUCGCAGGACUCUACUCCCUGGACGAGGGUGAAGAGGGUGACAGAAUAGCUGCCACAGCCAUCGCUGACCCUGACCGCUUCGUGCUGAAACCUCAGCGAGAAGGAGGAGGGAACAACCUCUAUGGUGAAGAACUCAAGGAGGUUCUGGAGAAGAUCAAAGACAGCCCUGAGAGAACCUCCUACAUCUUGAUGGAUAAGAUCAGACCCCAGCCAGCACUGAAUUACUUGCUGAGGGCUCACAGCCCCCUCCAAGUGUCCGAGUGCAUCUCUGAGCUCGGGAUCUUCGGUGUCUAUGUCAGGCAGGGCCAGGAGCUGGUGCUGAACGAGGCCGCGGGGCACCUGCUGCGCACCAAGGCCGUGCAGCACGCGGACGGCGGCGUGGCAGCCGGGGUGGCCGUGCUGGACACGCCCUUCCUGCUGUGAGGAGCCGUGCCCCACCCUCCUCUCUGCUGCCUGAAGAGCUGAUCUGCCCCAGGGAUGUCUCCUUACAGUGUGCUUGCCAAGGUCCAACGUGCUGGAGGCUGUGUGAUGCAGCUGCUCAAAGGUCCUGGGUGCCAGCCCCAGCUGCUUCUGGUGAUUCCCUCUCCAGGAAGGAGGAUUCCCUUGCUCUGCCUGCUCUCAGGGGGCUCUGCCCACGGCACAGCCCAGCUGUGCCUCCCAGGACUGCAGGGUGCUGGAUGUUCCCUUGGGGCCUGGCCUGGGGGCAGAGGGACGUAGAGCAAAGGGUCAAUGUGCCACAACAGGCCUUUGUGCUGCUCCCACUUCUGAGCUCCUUAAUGCUGCAUGAUUUCUGGAGACACACACAGCCUAAGGAAUGAGAGGAGAAAAGUGGAUGGGCAAGUAUCAGCCUUUAUCUUCAUCCAGUGCCUCAGUGCUCUCCAGCUUAAAGAGAGCUCCAUUCAGCCCCUCCAGCCCUCCUUCCUGUGCUGCUGUUGCUGUCCUGAUUUCUAUUUUCCCCUGUGCCUGAGGAUCCCCAGGGUUCCUGCACCAGGCACAGCUGCCCUGGGUUCUUUGCCCAAGGGCCUCUUGCUUACUUUUGCUUUGCCCAUCUCCUGUUUUAUUGGACUGGGUGCUCGUCCCAAACAGUGCCUCUGUGCCACACAGGGCAGGCAGCAGUGCAGGGUCCAGGGCAGGCUCCCACUGCCUCCUGCAGCCUGUCCAACAGAUCUCCAGAGGCUGGUGUAAGAACCCCUCAGAGAUGGAGGCAGCUCCCAAGGCAGCAGUGAACUGGAGCCUUGUGUUGAUAAAUCCCAAAUCACCCUGGGUUUGUGCCAGUGCAUCCCACUGCAAAUCAAACACUGAGCAUUGUCCUGUCAGGGAGCCCAGCCUUGAGAAUGGUCCUGCUGAGAGUGGGAGCUCUGUGUGAGGAAGCAAAGGAAUUGCAGGGGAGGCUGGGCAGCACAGCUCCAGCUCCAAGCACCUUACUCUGGGACCAGCACCAUUGCAGGGGGAGACGUGGCUCUCUCCAGCUUUUAUGGAUCAAUGGGAACAGCAGGGGAGGAGUGUGGGCUCUCCUGCUCAAGGUCUUCUGCCUCUUCCCCACCCUCCCUUUCCUCCUCAGCCCUAAAAGCUGCACCUUUCUGGCAGUGAAGAGCCCAGGCAGCCUCAGCCCAGCCCUGUCAGUUACACAGAAGAAUUCUUCACAGAGGCAGAAUUCCUGAAGAAUGGAUGUGCUGAGUGGCAGAACCAGCACAAAAGCAGAAUUCCUGCAGAAUGGGUGUGUGACACCCGUGGCUGAGUGACAGCCCUGCUGGCUCUUUGCUGCUGUGGCAUCAAUCACCAAGUGGUCACCUGGGAAACUGCUCCAUUCUUCAAGUGUGACUGAAACUGGGAUUCCUGGGUGUUUUGCUGGGGGAUUGAUUACCCCAAGCCAGAGAUUAAAAGGAAUGUGCAAUCUGA
Molecule: messenger RNA, 2993 nt
Organism: Oenanthe melanoleuca
Lineage: Eukaryota; Metazoa; Chordata; Aves; Passeriformes; Muscicapidae
Gene: GSS
Product: glutathione synthetase
Exons: 13
Coding region: 93-1517 (474 amino acids)
Biological process (GO): glutathione biosynthetic process
Cellular component (GO): cytosol
Molecular function (GO): glutathione synthase activity; ATP binding; glutathione binding
Source: RefSeq, a predicted model, not a curated record